AUGUCCUUAGCAUCUGUGUUGAACGAAGAGAAAUCUCACAUCUGUCGGACGGAAGUUGAGGCCCUUAUGAACGCCGAAUCAUCUCCCAAAGCCUCCCUUCUCCGCGCAGAGAGGGAAUCGCGGGCGUUCGUGCUGGACACCCCUGGCUGCGUCAUCCCCGCCUUCGCCGCCUCGCACCCCAGCGUCGCCAGGUUUCGAGCGAGAAUACCCAAGAAGUUCUUCUGCUCCCUGCAACGGCCCCUGACUGAGGCUGAGGGACUGUUUCUCCUCCUCCACAAGGACCGAGCCACCGAGUACGACAUCCGCGAGGACCAUCUGCAGUGCGAAUACCAAGGGAUCGCGCGAGUCGAGCAGAGUUUCGAAAAUUUUACGAUAUCUUGCGAUCGUAAAUUUCGAUGGAAUUAUUUCUGCAUACCAGUUUUGCUUUGCUAUUUCUUGACGUCAUCAACUGCAUGGAAGCAUCGAGACAAGUUGCCAGUUCGGUUGAAAAGGAAAAUAAAACUGACGGAGACGAAGACACUGAUAGAGGAGGACGGCGUGAUGGUCACCUGUCACGACGGAACAUUUAUUGUCUACAGAAACGUGCACUAUUUUCUGCAGCCUCGAAGGUCCAAGAAGAAACGGGAUAGAUAUAAGAAGAAUAGUUAUGGGUUAUCAGAAAAGGAAGAGAGAUGCGGGAAGCUGGUGUUCAGAGACCGAGAGGCUUCCGUGUUGGUCAUGGGCAUCGACUCCGUGUCCCGAGCCAACAUGCGGCGCAACAUGCCCCGCACCUUCCGGCUCCUGAAGGACGACCUCGGCGCCCUCGACUUCCACGCCUUCAACAAAGUGGCCGACAACACGAACCCGAACAUGGCCGCGUCUCUCAUGGGACUCACGCAGGAGGAGCUGAAGAGGACGUGCCAGCCGGUGAACACGAUCUUCGACGGCUGCCCCCUCAUCUGGAGGAACUUCUCCGACGCCGGCUACGUCACCGUGUACGGCGAGGACGUCCCCUCCGUCGGCAUCUUCCACCACGGCAGGUUCGGGUUCCUGAGGGAGCCGACGGACUACUAUAACCGGCCUUCCAUGCUGGCGUCCGACCGCUACAUCCGGCACAGCGGAGGGCAGGGCGGGGACGCCGCACUCUGCCAGGGCGGAGCGAAAAGCAUCUCCGUCAUUUACGAUUAUUCUUUAUCCGUCGCGGAGGCAUUUAAGGACCUCCCUUACUUCGCCCUAUACUGGAGCACGGGCCUGACUCACACGGUGGUCGAAUGGGCGUCGGCGGCGGACGAGCCUUCAGUCGAGUACUUAAGAAAGUUAAACGCAAGCGGGGCGCUGGAGCACACGGUCGUCUUCCUUCUGAGCGACCACGGCAUCAGGUUCGGCGACAUAAGGGCGACCUACGCGGGCCUCCUGGAAGAGAGACUGCCGUUUUUCUUCGCGCUGCUCCCCUCUUGGUUCAGGCACAGCUACCCGCGCGCCUGGGAGAGCUUGGAGACAAAUACAAGGAGACUCGUGUCCAAUUUCGACUUUCACGUGACGCUGAGAGACAUCCUCUUCGCCGGGUACGAGGAGGCAGCAGAGAGCUUGCCUCCCUUAGCACACGGCCAGAGUCUGUUCCACGAAAUCCCACUGAACAGAACGUGCGAAGACGCUUCCAUUCCUGAACACUAUUGUACCUGUGAACACACCCAUCGAGUGGACGCCAGCGACAAGAGACUCCGCGAUGCAGCCGAUUUCGUCGUGGAACAACUGAACCGCAUGUUGCUAGAUUAUCCCGAUUGUGCGCAGCUGAAUGUAGAGCAGAGGAGGUCGCGUAGGGUCAAGUCGCCGCAGCGUCUCACCUCACGCGAGGGCAAAGGUCAUGACAGUUUCAGUGACCUUCCAGACUACACCAGAACUUCUGCAUUACGGAAUAAUACAGAUGUUGUUCAAAGCAUCAUAGCUGUUCAAUACAGCAUAACUGAAGAUCAAAUUAAUAUAACUAGUUCAUACGAUACGAUUAUUGAUCAGAGCAGUUUAACUAGCUUUCGAAAUCGAGGGGCCCAGCUGGAGGCAACCGUCAGGCAACAAGACAACGGCUUCGAACUCACGUCUGAUGUGUCGAGGAUUAACCAGUUUGGGAACCAGAGUCAGUGCAUUGAAGAUUCGUUCUAUAUGAGAUUUUGCUUUUGUCGAGAGUUGGACUUUGAUUUGGUUGCGUGA
This is a messenger RNA of Penaeus indicus, 2184 nucleotides long. RefSeq lists its product as uncharacterized. The transcript has 11 exons. The record is from RefSeq and is a predicted model, not a curated record. Bases 1 to 2184 code for a protein of 727 amino acids. Lineage: Eukaryota; Metazoa; Arthropoda; Malacostraca; Decapoda; Penaeidae.